Messenger RNA from Metopolophium dirhodum (rose-grain aphid), 10661 nucleotides. RefSeq lists its product as uncharacterized. The coding region runs from base 237 to 1415 and encodes 392 amino acids. The record is from RefSeq and is a predicted model, not a curated record. The transcript is spliced from 4 exons. NCBI's taxonomy places the organism in Eukaryota, Metazoa, Arthropoda, Insecta, Hemiptera, Aphididae.
GGGUGUGCAGCGCGACGCCGGCGACCCGUAGACACCCCUUUGAGUUAUAGUAACUUAUUUUCACGAUUCACGUGCGUUUGUUCCUAUUAUUAUUGUCGUCGUUAUCAAUACAACUACGUAUAUAUUAUAUUAUAACUGCUGGCGGUAACGUCGACCGACUCGACCGCGGAUUUGGAAAAAAAAAACAUCCGAAAUGGACUCGAGUACCGAUUUUGAGGAAAUGAUUUAAACGUAAAAUGGUGGAAAAUGGCAAUUACACGGAACUGAACUACGGUGACACGCCAUACCCGGACGAUGGAACCCCAUGGUUGGAUUCACCUACGUCCAACCAAGUGUUGGGCAUCGAAGAGACCGAAGAGACGUCCACCGUACCGUCGGACAUGAUACCCACUGGGACCGGAGGUCCAAUUGUUAUACGGACCGAAGAGGCGUUCAUUGUCAUAUGUGUGAUGAUACUAUGGGUGGCGGCCAUUGCAUUGUUCUUCAACCGAUGGGGCAAAAUUCGAAUGCUUGAACCGUACCAGCCGAAAUUCCACGAAGAAGAACACCGUCCAAGCUGUCCAAUGGUCGAGUUGGCCGGCGCCUCGGGAAUCGGCCAUAGUAUAACCGGAGGGCACCGCACGUCGUUCUCCAAGUUCAACGUGAACAGCUGCCUGGAACCGUCAGCCAUUUUCCAAACGAUACAGCCGACACACCGGGCCCUGCAAAUCCGGCCACGGCAGAACUCCAUGUUCGCGGGCGGCGGCGCGUUGCCGGGGGCGUGUGGCCCGUCGCAACUGGCCGGCCACUGCACGCUGAUGGCCGGUCGGCCACGCAAGGCCAAAUCAGCGGCCGACAUAAAGUCACUGGUGCAGCACGAGUGCAGCCCCGCCCGGACCAGCCGGUCCAUGUUGCCGAUGACGGUGGGCGCGGCCGCAGUGGCCGCGGUGGCCGAGCGCCGGGUGUCGUGCGCCGCGCCCACGACCACGUCGUCGUUUGGCGGUUACGGUUGCGGUAGUGGCGUCGGCGGCGGCGGCGGUCACGGUUAUGGUUCGCUGUCCGUGGCCACGGUCAAGGAACGCCGGUCGUGCAGCCUGUUCCCGUCGCCAGCGUCCGACAAACGGUUCUUCUCGUCGUCGUCGUCCACCAACACGCCACCGGCCCCAUGCCUGUGUGACGUACCGUUCGGCCAACCGUCGUCGUCGUGGGCGUCCGCCAAACGCGAUUUCCUCAUGACGCCGUCCACGUCGCUGGGUGGCGGUUCCGGGUUCAGCGGCGGCGGCGCCGGUGGCCGGCGGACGUCCUGCGGCAUGGACCACCUGUGCCCGACGUCCAUAACGCUAAAGGACCGCCGGCCGUCGUUCAACAACGUCAUCGCUCAGGUGACGGCCGAACGGCGCCCGUCGUCCAGCAUGCUCAGGAUCAGUAACGUUUAAUUGAUGCGGCACGGCGCAGUGCUCAUGCAGCACCUGAAGUUGUUGCGGUUUGCAAUAUUAUAUUAUGAUUUAUAACUAUUAUAAAUUAUUGUUGUUGUUGUUGUAAUUUCGUAUACGCGCAGCCCCGACCGUCCACGAAAUGUAUAAUAUUAUAUUUAUUAUUACUACGUUGCAGGUCGAGUCUUGAAAACUCCAAUUUUCUUUCUCUGGAAGAUUCCCUCACACUAUCGAUGCUGUACAAUAUAACUCGAAAUUAUAUUUUUCAACCCCCUCGAAAUUUAAGUUAUCGAGAAUCGAUCGUACGUAACUGUUGUAUAUAUAUACUAUCAUAUAUAUUAUAAUAUACGGGUUUCAUUUUUAAAGAUAAGUCCACGCGACACACGUGUACGUUCUAUGGGUUAAACAGUAGCUAUUAUAAUAUAUACUUCGAUUUAAUAUAAAUUAUAAUAUUGUAUGUGCAUAAUAUAAUAUCAAAUUAUUAUUACGUUAUGCUGUACCUAUGAUAAUAUAUUAAAUAAUAUUAUUAUUACGUCGAGAUAAGUCUUUUCGGAGAAUUACUCAAAAUUUGCCUAUUUAGAAUACUUUUGACAGUUUUACUAUGUGAUUUUGAUUAGUGUUACUUUCAACUAUAAUAUUUGUAUAAGGAAUUGAGAUGAUUUUAAAAAGCACUGACAACUCUUCAAACAGUAAGGCCACCGGUGUAUAGCAUCUUUAAGGGUUUUAUGGAAACGGAAUUUAUGUAACCUUCGUAAAUAAUGAGCUGCUUCGAUUUCGAACUGUCAACAAAUUCCAUGAUCACAUGAGUAGGUACACAGCUGAAUUCGUAAAUGUAAUAUAAUAUGGAAUAUUCAUAUUUUUUUUCUCCAUCAUUUGAUAACAAUUUCAAGAUAAAAAAACGCUGCACGAUCUGUGACUCAUACGUUCAUCGAAAACUAACGUGCCGCAAUUCGCAAGUCUCCGAUAUCGUACUAUAAACAACAUGUCGGGCCGGCCCCGAACCUACAGCCAUUCAAACUAUGAUUUUUGGAAUUUUGAGAUAUAUGCAUAUACCAAUUAUAUACAUACCUGUACCCAGGUAUAUUAUACCUAUACUCAAAGUCCAGACAUAGUUUUUUAAGUUACAAUGUUAUCAAGGUUAUCUUUGGAUUCAAAUUCAAUAUAUAUAGGUAAUAUAUAUAAUAUAUACACACUGCGUUACAUACGAUCGUAAUUACAAUAUAUUUUGAAUAACAAUCAUAUAUUGGUACAAGUAUUCACGUCAAUGGGUGACAGUGUGCAGUGUGAUGAUCUCCAGCGGAACGAUAUUGUAUAGGUACCUACAUAAUAUUCAAUUUCCGAGCUUAAUAAUUUCCGAUCUGAGGAAACGUCUCCUUGUCAGUCUCCUGAAGAUUACGUGCCGGAGGUGGUGUGUCAAAUUAAGACACACAUCGUGUCACCUACAUUAUUCACAGGUCCCUUGUUGUAGAGUUGUAAAGUUGUUAUUAAUUCGCCUCUACUAUCGUUAUUGGAGUGAUUUAGAAUGUGUUGUAUUUACAUAAUAUAUUAUUAUUAUGAUUUCUAUUUUAGUGGGUAUAUUUAUCAUACAGUAUAAAACAAACUAUAAAAUGUAAUGAAUUCAUAAUUUAACCAUAAACUUUGGAGGAGUGGGGGAGGGGGUGAUAUUGAAGCACAAAAAUAAUAUCCCGCAUUUAUUUAAAAAAAAAAUAUUAUUUUUGAAUCCUCGAUUGAGUGCGUUAAAAAACAAUAACCACAAUAACCACGUCCAAUGUUGCUGUAAAAAAAACUCAUUAAUUACCAAUUCCAACGUCCAGUAUCAUACUAAAUAUUAUAAAUUAUUGCACAAGCGUCUAGUUAGGAAUCCCGAAUAGUGCCACAUCAAAUAGUAAUAGAUACCGGAAACGUUUCCGGCCACAGUUUUCAAUGCUCACCCCGAGUUUUCACGGUCUACUUGUUUUGUUAACGGCUUAGUUACACGCUAUAUUAUAUUAUAUAGUCAUUGAAUAAAUUUGUUCGACUUAUUUGAUUUUUAAUUCGUGUCAAACAAUAACUGCGGUAGAAACGAUUUAACUGUGUUCCAGUUAAUAGUUAUAACUUAUAAGUUAUAACUAUUUGCGAGAGAAUAAAGUAAUAAUAUAUUAUUAUAACGGUGUUAAAAAUUAAAAAAUGUGUGACUGUCAAUUUGACUACUCUAAAAACUUUAUUUCCUUACAUAGGUAAUAUUAAAUUUCAAUAUCACAACAUAAUGUUAAAUAGUAGUUAUAUCAAUGACGUGAUCACACGAUAGGUGUAGUUGAUGAUUCGGAUUUGUGAGCACGCGUCCACGAGAGUUCGGCCGAUGAUGAUAAAAUCAAUCGCUUAAAUCGUUUGGUUUUACCACAAAGACGAUACGAUAUAAUAUAUACCUACCUAUCAAUGACCGUGGUUUCCGACAAAUAUUCCAAACGCGAUUAUCUGUGACGAUAACAAAUCAGUACGAUGGUUUCCGCUUAUAAUAAUAUUAUUAUGGACCGUUUGUUAUUCUGCCUUGAGGGGAAGGGUAGGAUUUCGAUAUGGACCCAAAACGUUCUACAUCACCUCUAGUCGAGGCCUAAACAAUACGGUGGAGAUAAAAUAUAAUAUUAAUCAUCAUAAAACGGUUAUCUUCGAAAUUCACUGCGUAGUGGACCGCGCAGAUAACGUUUACCGAAAACAAUAAUAAUAUUGUAUAAAUCCAGUGCACCGGACUAUUGAACCGAUUUAUGCCUUAUGUGUUAUUACGCGAUACGCAUUAAUAAUACCAAACGACGAUAAUAAUAUAAAUUAUUAUAUUCACAACAACUUACUGUAUAGCUGGUAUCAAAAUAAAAUUUAGGUGUGUUAGUGCGGGUUAUAAACGAAACAAUUAGUAAAAUAUUAACUAUACGUGUUUGCGAUACCUAAAAUAUAAUAUAAGAUAAUAAAUAAUAAUAAUAUUUAUUUACAAUAUUUUAAUUAUUACAUAAUUUGGCGAAGUAAAAAUAUGAUAUACCUGUGGUAUAUAAGUGGUAGUGUAGGUUCAUUACAAAACAUUAAUAAAGUUUUCAAUAAUUAUUUACCAUCUUCAUCCAUCGUUGUCACGAUGCCGUGUACAAAUAUCACACCGAAGCGUUAUCUCAAUGAAUACAGAAUAAGGCCAAUAUUAUAAUAUUAUUAUCGUUUCAUAAAAAACCCAUAUUUUGUAUUCUUUUGUGUGUCGUUGAGUAAUCGGUGUUAUCGCGGUGACACGAUCUACUUUUAUUACCACUCCAUUACACUUCGACACUAUACAAUACAAUAUUAUUUCGUAAUGUUGUGUUUACGUUUGACCAAAGUCGUAAGUUUCGCUGUGAUCAAAACGCCAUUAUUAAAAUAACACAGCGACCGUUCGCGGGACGGCUGAGGCUAUGCGAUCAUUUUUUAUAAUUUUUUAAAAUCUAGUGCGUUUUGUCUCUUCGUUUUUUAACCUCAUUACCAUAGAUUCAUAGUUAAACAAUAUUCAACCGGCGUGCGUACAUUAUUCUCUCAUAACGACCUACGAGGAGACUACAUAAUUGACGAGCGCGAUACUAUAAUAUAUAUUAUACAGGGUGAUUCACUAUGCGUACCCCCCCCCUCCGUUUUUGCUUUAAUAAUGCAGUUGUUCAAAAUGUGAUUUUUGAAAUUUUUAAAUAUACCCAACUACUUUGGGAGUGUCUAAUAGAGAUACAAUUUUCUGUUAUUCACUUUUUUCAACUGUAAAUUAUUUAGUGGAUAAUUUUUCUGAAAAAGUUAUCGUAUCAUAAUCAAAUAUCAGACGAGUAGUUUUUGAGUUAUUUAACUUUAUAUUCUAUGGAUGAAACGUUCAUGAUAUUGAGUUCGGAAGAUAUGAGGGCUCUAAAAUAUUUUUAUAAGAUCAUUUUUAAGGACUAACCCCUUAGUAUAAAUAUUUUGAUAACUGGGAAAUUACAUGUUAGAAUUUUUGAUUCUUACAUCUUCUAAGGUACCUCAUACAUCAAUAUUUUCAAAAUAAUUAUCUGGGCACUAAAUAAUUUGUUGUAAGAUACGGGAUUGUCAAUUGAUAAAUAGAUGUUUGUAUCGCUACAGGACACUCAUAGAAAGUACAAAAGAUCUCAAGAAUUUGAUAAUAUGGUUAGGUAUUAAUUAUUAUAUUUAAAAAAUACCAAUAAUGAUUUAAAUAAAUUCAAAAAGGUAUAAUUUAAGGAAAACGGUUAAGGUAAAAUGGCAUCAACAUAUACUUGGUGAAUCACCCUGUAUACAUAUCCGUAUAUCACUGUAUAAUAUUAUUACGACGUGCUGCUGUCUAACCAUGGGGAAUAUGUUUUUUUCUCAAAUUCAUUUCCCGAGUCAAAACCCUUCGUUCAAUUAAUAAUGAUACAUAGGGGAGAGACAAUAGCGAAGGAGAAUAUUAAUUGUCAACACAGAGUUAGAGUUGUAUAACGUAGCUCUACGGCAUGACGACGAGUUUCGUUUUAAUUGAUUUAAUUAUUUACCCGGCAUCAUAAUAAUAUUAUAAUGGAGAUUUUUUUUUUCAUAAAGGUCUGAAUUUCACGUUUUUUUUAGUUUUUUAAGUGUGCACCUUCCCUCUAAGAAUUCAGCACGAGGGGCAUAAUAAUUUAACGUACGGUAGUGCAGAGCAAAAAGUGACGCGAACAGACUAAUGUUUUUUAAAUGUUCUCUAUCGGAGUGUGGAACGACAAAAAAAGUACUGUAAGAUUAGACAUUUAAAAAAAAAAAUUACUCUUAUGUCGUUUAACGGGUAAUCAUAUAUAGAUAAAAUUUAACCAUCGAGAAGAAAACAAUAAAUUGAGGGAACUCCCAAGUUGUAUCCCUUAUAGUAAUGGUUAAUGAUUUCGAUUCGAUUGACUUUUAAUGCGUAAUUUAUGUAAUGUGUUUCAAAACGUGGUUAUAUAAAUUGUUAUUACCGUUAUUGAACUCGAAGCAAGUGCACAUCACUGUCUGUGUUUCACCCGAGUGCCUACUCAUGUCGAAUUUAACGUAGUUUACGGGCAACGGUAUAAAGUUAGCUUUAAAUUGAAAAAGUAAGCACCCACCAUGCGUGGAACUUUUCUGUUGUAUUGAUCAUUACGGCACGGGUACUUCGUUUUUAUUUAUUUAUCGAAUCCCACGCGAUUAUUUAAACAUAUUAUACACAAUAGGUAUAGGUACCUAAAGUGCGUACGAAAAGAUAACCGUACAGAACUAUUUGCACGGUAGUUAAGGCAGUUCGAUGGAGUCGAGGUGUACGCUCGUCAUUGGUUAGGUUAUUGGUACCGGCUAUUAUUUCCAUCCCUAUUUAUACGUUUUGAAAUAAAUUUGGUACACGAUUAAAUAAUAAUAUAAACCAGAUAAAUGUCAGAGGAUGAACGUUGUUUGGAAAAUAAAACCGUAUCUAUUCAAAUUUAAAAUUAAAAAUAUAGAGCUCAAUCUAAAAAUUAAAUUAAAAUAUGACACUGUACAAUAAAUUAACAAGAGAGGACGAUAAAAUCAUCACCACAGUAAAACCGUAUAGUUUUUUAAUAUUUUAUUUUAAACAUUUAAAAUAAAAAUUCAUCAUAUUUACCCCGUGACAUUGCCUGGGGUUUGGUAUAAGAAAAUUGCUCUGUAUGAUAAUUGAUAGCAAGUUAUCAAGUGAUAGCAACCACUUUACGAUAAUACGAUUGAAUAAUUUGCAAAACAACACUGCACUAUAAACAAUUGCAAAUAAAAAUAUCUUCCCCAAAUGCCUUAAUUAAAGUACGUAACCGAUAGGAAUCAGAAGUUUUAUCUCGUUUUACACCAAUUAUAGAAAAAAAGGUAAACAAACGUAUAUUGCGUCCAACGAUGGAAGAAAAUUGUAAAUUGCACCCAAUUCGUUUCAGAUGUACAUUUGUAUGUAACAAAUUGCGCUCUAUACAUUUCAGGAAAAAACAUGUCUAUGUUGUAUUUUGCGGAGGCUAUUUUUAAAUAAUAUAUUUUAUGUAAUAGCCAUUUAGCGUUACCCAGGGAACACCACGAAUAGGUGGCUAUCAUUGUCGUCCAAAAAUUGUUUUCUGGUUUGAUAAAAAUUAAAAUUUUAAAACUGUUUUAAAUCAAAUAAUAUGGAUGGAUUAAGUAAAUAAAAAAAUUAUUAUACUAGAUAAAUUAUGUAAUAGACAAUAGUAUAGAAUAAAUAAUAAUAACAAUAAUAUAAUAAUUAUUGUAUUCUUAUAACCCCAUAGUAUAAUGCGACAUCUUUAAAAUGGAUACCGAUGAAUUCGAAGUCACCAGGGCCGUCCUUGAGGGGGAGGCGAGCAGAACCCAGGCCCUGGGCCUCGCGCUUUUUAUUUACAUUUGGAAAAAAGUGGUAAAAUUGGUUUAAAAAUUGGUAUUCGCCCUGGGCCUCGAAAAUUCUAAGGGGCGGCCCUGGAGUUCACUAUUAUAGAAAGUACGCUACGGACGCAAUUUACUAUAUCUUUUCACUGUGGCCUCGAUUAUUUACAAUCACACAAAAUAUCAAAUACCUACCAAAUCUGAACUCGUUGAUAACAUUCGUGUAGUGCGCGCAUCGGGAAAACGUAAAAUCAAAAUAUAGUGUACCCGACUGCAGCUGCUGAUCCCAUUCGGAGCUAAUGCUCGAGCGUGUAAUAUCCUCGCAAAAACGGCACGCGAUACAUUUUGAGAGCAAUUAUUAUCGAAAACCUCUCGGACAUUUCGGUCGACUUAAUGACGCGUGUACUGGCUGCUAUAAAUACAGGGCGACGGUAUCGGAGAGUGUUAUUUACUGCCAUUGUGUCCCGUUUUAUUGUUUUACCGCCAGUUUUUUUUUUUUUUUUUGAAAAAUUGCCCGCAUCGUGCGUCACAUGGCUCAUAAAAUUUGACCUGGGAAAUGUAUAGUGCCUAAUAACAAUAAUAAUAAUAAAGUCGAAUUGAGCGAGCGCCACACACACACACUUUCACGAGUAUUCCAAACUAGCCAAGGUCUUAUCACAAUAUUUGAAAAACCUGAAAAAUUUUUUUUCAACAUUCAAUUAUAUUUCGAACUUACUGCAGCUUGGUCGUUGCUACUAAUAUCGAUUCGUCUCUCAUGAUAUACUAUAUGUUUAAAUAAAAAUGUUGAAAAAUUAAUUUCAAUUUAGGAUCAAGAACACAAAUUCUUGUUGCAAAAGUAAACUAAAAUAAAUGUACACGAAAAAACUCUAACUAUACCUACAAAUAUACAAUACGAAUUAAGGUACCCAUGGUUAUAAUUUUAAAUUUGGUUUCCUAAAUUUAAAAACGUGACAUUAGUGGAUAAUAUAGUGGACUGUAAAUAUUUAUAUUUUAUUUUACUUGUCUUGGUGGCAUUUAUAUUUAUUUAUAGAAUUAUAGUACUAUGAAUAUAUAAUAUUAUUAUAUACACAUACUGAGACAAUUACAAUAAAAUAUAAAUAUUUGCAGUCCACUAUAUGGUUUUCUGUUUAAUUCACAUGAAAACAAACACACUAAUCCACACGUGUAAUGGGACAAAUAAUGUCUCGUUGGAGUUUUGUCGAAAACAAUGCAGAAAACGAGGACGAUAUUGAAAAAUAAAAACCAAACGUCAACCUAUAUAUGGCUUAAUAUGCACUUGGCACUAUUCCGCCAUCGCAUUCACCUCUAGCAGGAAAUAACACGUGCCAUGGCUUUUUUUUUAUGUCAGUGUUGUAUGUGUGUGACCGCUUAUUCCGAACGAAAAAUCCGUGUAAUGGUCGCCCAUUGGCGUUCACCACCGAUUCUUAUACAUGACGACCCUAACCAUGGUAACGUUUUAUUUUUUUUUUCAAUCACGAUAACCAUGAUUUUAGCUCUCGCCCCCGACGCAAAAGUUCUCUCGUGACGUUAAUCAUAAUAUAUCGUAUUUUCAACUUACACUAUUAUUCGAUCAUUUGACGUGCGUCCAGCAAACCAGUGUACGAACUAAGCCGAAUUCUCAUGCUCCAAUCAUAUGAACAUUUUGAAAAAAAAAUCGUACAAGGAUUAAAUUAUUAUAAACUACAAAAUAUCAAAUACAGAACUUAUUUUUUCAAUUUCUAAAAAUAGUUUGAUAUAUGUAAAAUAUUUUAGUGUUAGAAUGGCGUUUAUCUUUUGAUAUUCAUCCAUCAUUUAAUCGUUUGUUCGAUGUUUUCGUCGUAUACGUGUAGUUUUUAUUGAUAAUUAUAUUCAAAUUGUAAUAUAAAUUUUAUAGUAUGUAAGUAAAAAUAUUAUUUCAAUACAAUGUCAAUAACUCUGGAUAACAAUUUAUAGAAUCAAUAUUUGAUAUUUUAUCCUAUUAUAUCCAUACUACUUAUUUCAAGUACAAAAAGAUUAUUGAAAAUAAUACAAACCAACAUAAAUACAACAAAGAUGAUUUUAAAAACAGAAUAAGAAUAUUCUUAUUUUCUAAUUAUCAACCAUAUACAUAAUAUAUACUAAACAUAUUAUAUUGUAUGUAUUAUAAAUAUAUUUUUUUUACUUCACAAAUAAAUUAAUAUCUACGAAUAAAAUAUUUUCGUCAAAGUAAAAUUAUUAUUUAUCGCUUAUCAAGUGAAAAAAAUAUAUACCUUUAUUUUGAUGUUUUGAAAGAAAACAAUUUCCUCUAAACAUCUAUGAUAAAAAAAAAACUUAUUAUAUUAUAAUAAAUAAAAAUAAUGGUUCUUACUUGAAUUUGAAGAUUAUUAAAAAAGUGCCAAAAUUGAUUACUGUUAUUGCAUAGACAUUUCCGUAAAAGUGUUUUAUUUCUGUCACUGACUAUAUUAUAAUAUAUAACAUAAGAUAAUUUUAUUUGGUAAAAAUAGAUCUUAAUAUAUAAAUUAUAUAUUGUUAUUGUUAUGUUUAGAAUACGAGUAUAUAUAUAUAUGUAACUUAACUGUAGAUUUUUUUUAUGAAAUACUUUAUUUCAAUUUUGUAUUUUUAAUUGUAGAAUUAGAUUAAUUUUAAGGAUGAAAAGCGGUUGCCGGACCACAGUAAUAUUAAGCUCUAUUACGAGGAUAAAAGAGAAAAAAUAAUUUUUUAAAUUAAAAUAUACUUAAUGUCUUAAUUUAAUAUAAGUCUUUAUUUUAAUAGUAAUUACUAAUUAGCAUUAGAAUUGUAUGAUAAUUUAUUUAUAAUAUUAAGAAUAAGUUUACGAAAAUUAACUAUAACAACUAUAUUAUUAUAUUCAGAAUGUGUUAAUGAAUAUUAUGUUUAAAAAAUGUAAUUCGUUGUAUUAGUAACCUUUCUUUUAUCAACACUGUUUAUUUAUUGUAAAAUAAAUAUUAAUCUAGAAUAAUCAAAUGUAAUAGAAACUUCUUUAUA